This is a messenger RNA of Acanthopagrus latus (yellowfin seabream), 5448 nucleotides long. RefSeq names its product TLE family member 5-like. Gene Ontology annotation, cellular component: nucleus; transcription regulator complex. Gene Ontology annotation, biological process: regulation of DNA-templated transcription; negative regulation of canonical Wnt signaling pathway. Lineage: Eukaryota; Metazoa; Chordata; Actinopteri; Spariformes; Sparidae. Gene Ontology annotation, molecular function: transcription corepressor activity; protein binding. The transcript is spliced from 7 exons. The record is from RefSeq and is a predicted model, not a curated record. The coding region runs from base 420 to 1031 and encodes 203 amino acids.
CGCCCGCUCCUCCGCGGCUCGGUUUGUUUUCCGGGUGAUGCUGCUCUUCUCUUCAAAGCAGAGGAAAGUCAGGGGCUCAUGUGUCAACAUCCAGGGCUUCCCCGGGGAGGUGUAUCGUUAACGUUAUUCCAAAAAAAAAAAAAAAAAAAAUACCCUGAUGUUCCUUUGAGGAGCGUUUUUAUUUUUUGACCGCCGGUCCAUCCUCGGAAGCAGCGGGUUUUUUUGUGACUGCGGAGACCAGAGGACGAUCUUCAGCUCCGGCUGCUUUGACGCUAGCUAACGUUAUUAUAAACGAUGACAGAGUACAAAGUGCGAAUAGCGUCUCCAAUCAUUUGAUAAUAUCUGGGGACCUGUUAGCUUAGCCAGCUAGCCUGGUUAUUCGAUUAGAACAAGGAAACACGGCGAGACACACUGCUGACAUGAUGUUUCCUCAAUCAAGGCACUCGGCAUCCUCUCAGUCCGGUCAAGCUCUCAAGUUCACCACCUCUGACUCCUGUGACCGCAUCAAGGAUGAGUUCCAGUUCCUCCAAGCACAGUACCACAGUUUGAAGUUGGAGUGUGAUAAACUGGCAUCGGAAAAGUCGGAGAUGCAGCGUCACUAUAUCAUGUACUAUGAAAUGUCCUACGGGCUGAACAUUGAAAUGCACAAACAGGCUGAAAUAGUGAAGAGACUGAAUGGCAUCUGUGCUCAGGUGCUGCCUUACCUGUCACAAGAGCAUCAGCAGCAAGUCAUGGGCGCCAUAGAGAGAGCCAAGCAAGUCACGCCCCCCGAGAUGAACUCCAUCAUACGGCAACAGCUCCAGGUGCAACACCUGUCCCAGCUCCAGGGUCUGGCCCUGCCCGUGACCCCGCUGCCCUUGGGCCUCACCCCUCCCUCCCUGCCCGCCGUCUCCUCCAGCUCCGGCCUGCUCUCUCUCUCCUCCAUCCUGGCCAACUACUCCCACGGUCAGGCCCAGGCGGUGAAGGAGGACAAGGCCCGGGAGGCUGCAGAGAGAGCGCCCCGAGGAGAGGACGGGGACAAGUCAGACUAGUGCAGACACAACGAGAAGGUUUGGAAGGGGGUGGGGGGAAAAAAAAGAAAGGUAAAACUGUAACUGUAAAUGAGAUUGAUGUAAGUCUGGCUGCCUGUCUGCUGAGUGUUGAUGUAGAGGAGUAACUGCAGGGAUGAAGACGAGCAGAGAGGGCAGAGGUGAAACUUGUGGACGUGCAGAGAAGGAAACUGCUGAAUGGCUGAGAGUUAAAUGUUCUUAUUAUUUAGUGGUAAUAGACUCAGUUCAGGCUUCUAGACUUUAAAAUAGAUGCUUUUUUAGUGUAAGCCACUGUUGUAAGGCUUAACCAAGAUAAAUGUUUUCCCAUUUGGAGUGAGAGCUGAGGAUGAAGGCUAACAGCAGUGUCCCUUACAUGGCUCUGAAUCUCACAGGUUUAUAUUUCUUAUGUUUGUUUGGUUUUUUUUUUUUCUUUUUUUGUUAUCAGAUCUGUUUUCAGUGGGUUUUUUUGUUCAUGUCCUCUGAAAUGCCUCUGUCUGAUUGUUUCUUGUUGGCUCCUGUCUGCCAGUUACAGUCAGCAGUUUUAACAAGUUCCCUCAGCUUAUAACUCACAGUAGCUCCGUCAACACCUUUUUUUUUUUUUUUCCCCAAAAUGAUAAACGUUGCCUGGAGCUGUUUGGACAGUGACAUCAUUCAAAUAUGUACUUUGGAGCCAAUUAGAUAUUAGUCCGAUGUUAAACGGGAUAUUUUUAAAGGGACAUUUCACUUUUCAAACCCCUCGAACAUAAAACAACGUGACUUGUCAACAUUUUCCUUCAUGCGACCAACCACUGGAUGCGUUACCUUCGUGUACCUCAAUCCCAAAUAAACGGGAUUAUAUCGCGUUUAAAAACCUAUAGUUUGUACAAAUAGUAGUAUACCCAUCUUUGAGGGUUAAUUUGUGUUUCAUAGGCCUAGCUGCUGCUGCUGCUGCUGCUGCUGCUGCUGCUGCCGCUGCUGCGCACGCUACAUGGCAUGGACCAUGACUUGUCUUUAAAGGUACAGUGUGUAAUAUAUUGAGUUUUUUGCAGCAUAGCGAUGAGGCUCCAGAUCACAACACUCUCUCAUUCACCCUUCCGUUUCUGAAGAUGCUGGAGAAGCUACAGAGGCUACGGUGGCCCUCACGGACAAAAAAUUACUGUCAGAAUUGGAUCCAUUCGGUCCAGUAAAAUUUGGAAAGUUUCGAGGAACCACAUGAUUAAAUUAUUUUAUUCCCAUUCAAGUUAUCCAGGCACUAAACCGGAGCUUAGCCGGCUUAAUUGGCGGAAGUCUCCAGUGCACACGCUCUGUUGGCCCCACAACACACAAGAUCCGGGUCAUUUUAAUCCCAUUAGUCGAGAAGCAUCUAUAGGAAUUAACCAGGUUGUGUCUCCAUGGCUGCGUCCAGAUUUUAAUCUAAUGUCCUGGAGUUACAGCAAAUAUUGAAAAUAAAUAGCUGUCCUUGUGAAUGCCUCUUUGUUUAGGUUUUUAUCUGUGCAAAAUAGACCUGAUCUGUGGUUGGGCUCCUGUUUGAGGAAACACACAUAGAAUAAUUCUGGAGCCCUUUUUUAAAAUGAAAAAUUACUAAAUAACAUUACAGGAGUGGAACUCAUACUAUUGUGGAAAAAGAAGAAAAAAUAAACCUUUCCUUAAACGGGAGCCCAACCACAGAUCAUGUCUGUUUUACACAGAGAAAAAACUAAACAGGCAUUCAUAAGGACACCUACAUAUUCCUGUUUGCAUCAUCUGCUGUAGUUACGACGACCACAGACACAUUCAGCUGAAUAACAUAGUCACAAAAAGUCAACAUAAUCAUCUGUUAAUCUCAAACACGUGUAACUUCAGCAUCAGUCUGCAAACAUUUCUUUGUCAUCACAGAUCUCCAUCCUGUCCUGAUGUCAUAUACGUCAUAUAGCGUCUUGGAGUUUUCGUUCCUUCGACAACAAUUCAGGCUCCUGUGAUUUUUCUUAAACAAAAUAAGUAUGAUCCGCCAUCCUUUAUCAGAUUUAUCAUACAGAUUGUUUGUCAGGAAACCGCAGCUCUGCUUCUUCUUCGUCUUCCUACACGGUCAUUUCCGGCAGCCACCCACUGAAUUUAAAAAUGCAAAAGGCCCAAACUAGUGCCAGGUCUGACAGUUCUGGGCCACUGUAGAAACAUGGCGGGGCAACAUGGCGACCUCCAUGGAGGGAGACCUGCUCAUUCUAAGGUCAUGACACAGGUCAACAAACACAACUACUCUCAUUUCUAGGUGAUUAUACAAUGAUUAAAACUAAUAACUUAUACCGAGUGUGUUCUGCUAGAUGCCGCUAAAUAUCACACACUGUACCUUCAAACAAGAAUUUAAGCUCUGAAAAGAAUUGACUUUAUUUUGUGUUUUCGUGAAGUUAAAGACAGGCUAAUUAGACAUUCAAAAUGUGUCUGUGUGUGCUUGAGUGAAUGUGAUUGGAAAGAAGAAAACACUUGUUUAAUUUAACCUUUUUUUUUUCUUUUUUCCUCAAAGCACCUUUUUGUAUUUUCCUCGCCCUCCCAUGCUUCUGCCCCUUCCUCGUACUCGUCCACUCUUUAACUGACCAAGACAAACUUGAACAGGAUCUAAACUUCAGAACCGGACGGUUGUUAAAGAAAUACAUGUACUGUACUUCUGUAAGUUAGCACACUUCAGUUUAUACUGAGACUGUAUCAAGCACCUGUCUUAUUCUUGUUUAACUCAUGUGUGAUUGUCGGGGGGGAGAUCUUCUCCCCCUUUUUCUUUUUUAAAUUCCCAUAGUUUUAAUGAAGAAUGUGUCUGGGGUGAGUUGCUGAAGCUCUGUGAGCAACAUCGAACAAGCGUUCCCUCAGAAAACAGCAGACUUAAAGAUGAUUCUCACGGUCGAGAUUUGUGUGGGUGACCAACGUUUGGUUUCCUGUGGUGAAAAACCUCACAACCCCCCAAAAAAAGAAACAUGUAAAGUAUUGGACUCACUGAAUAAGAAGCGAUGUGUAGAGGUCCCUAAACAAGCUAGUGUGAACAAAUGACAAAUUUAAACGCAUUUCAAAAUAAAUUUUCAGACACCGUGGUCAGAGUAUCCACAUCUGCUAAUUUCUUUAACUUUCUAAAAACCUACACCCCAACAUCUGGAUUGAAUUUUAAUCAUAUUAACUGACAUCAUCUCCUGGAUAUGAUGUCAAGGCUCCGUGUCGCAUCAACUUUGUGUAGAGGAGUGUCUGUUGUUAAGCAGCUACGUUACCAAUAUAGUGUAGAGUUAAUUUGCCCACUUUCUGCGUGUGUAAACAUUUAGAUCAAGUAAAAGUUGCUUAAAUAUGAUAACCUUUUGUUGUUCCUAACCUUCUCUGUCAUCACUGAAUUUAAACAUCAGUGUAGCCGAUCUCACCACACACAAGUGACUCAUUUCUCAUCUGUUCAAUGUUCUUACUGUUGGCCGUCAGUGGGUCACAGCUGAGGUGUGUGGCUGAGAAGUAGGGAUGUUCAUAUUCGAGGCAGCAGAGGGCAGCAGUGCUCUCUCAUCGACACCGUCAGUGUCAUGAGAUCACAUUCACAAGGAGAAAAGAUUAAAAAGAGUGUUCACUGUGUCUUCACUGCUUCUCAUCUGACUGUGGGUCAACACCUGUAACCCUGUUGUUACGCGAGCGCUUUCCAGAGCUUUGACAACCCACCUUUCAACGUCUGAGCACGUCCCAGAUCCUUUUGUCCUCUGUAUCUUUUAAUUUGAAAGCACUUAAGUUGCGGCUCAGUGCUCCCUUUUUUUUGUUUUGAUUUUUCUUCUUCCUGUCUGUGCUAGUGUCGGGGAGCUGAGGAUUUUCCCUCCCUUUAGAGAUUUGACCUUAACGUACCGAGUGUGAGAAUGGAUCCGUUUCACUUGUUACGCUGACGUCGAGUCUCUGUAGAAAAAAAAAAAAAAAACCUCCUUUGGCAAAACUCAGACAUAUGAAUGGUAUGUGUGUUUGUUUUUGCUGUGAAGGGCCAAUUUGUAUACAUAUGAAUAUAUCAAUAUACAUAUUUUUUAAAGCAUUUUUGUAUGUUUCAAAGCUGCUUUUUAACGUGUGUGUAUCAUGGAAGAUUUUGGUGUUGUCCGUGUGCAUUACAAGCCUACAGUUAAAAGAGAGGCACAAUGUUGUAUACCAUAUCGUUUUUCCUGUUUUUUCUCCCAUUCUCUCAGUAGGCAGUAACACUUAACAUUGUUUUCUAGGUUUGUAAAUGUUUUAUCCUUUUUUUUUUCUUUUCUUUUUUUUUUUUGUGCAAACAAAAAAAAAAGUUCAGUGUGUUUAUGAACACAGUCUCAUUUUAAGAUACCUGGGGCAAAAAAAAACAAAACAAACAAAAGAUUUAAAAAAAAAACAAAGAUGUAAACAAGCAACUGUGUAUUCUAAUGAGAAUGAAUCAACCUUUUAGCAGUAAGGAAGCUUCUCUGGUGCCUUACAAAUAAAAGAUGUGAUUGAGAGUGCU